Messenger RNA from Suricata suricatta (meerkat), 4020 nucleotides. RefSeq names its product HPS4 biogenesis of lysosomal organelles complex 3 subunit 2 (gene HPS4). The coding region runs from base 1312 to 3039 and encodes 575 amino acids. NCBI's taxonomy places the organism in Eukaryota, Metazoa, Chordata, Mammalia, Carnivora, Herpestidae. Gene Ontology annotation, biological process: vesicle-mediated transport. The transcript is spliced from 13 exons. The record is from RefSeq and is a predicted model, not a curated record.
CAGCUCUCCGGGAAUUGUAGGGGGCGGUAGGCGCUGGCGGCGCGUGAUCCUGGGGCCUCUCCGCUGCGCGCGACCAAGGCACUGAUGUUUGAACGGGAAGCCCCAACAUUUAAAAGAAUCUUCCAAGUGGCUUUGAAUCAGACAAGCCGGAGAUCGCUUCGGAACACUGCCUUGGGCAUGCAUCUCCCCCAUUGGGCUUUCCUGGCCAGGAGCUCUUUGAAAAGUCCCUUCUGCAGGGAGCCAGAACGCUGAUCCUCAUGAAACCAGCUUAGUGGAUUUGACUUUUCUGGUAGAUUCCUUCUUGCCUUAUUAUAUUCUCUCCCAGGGUUUGAAGAGGCGUGGGGAUAUUCGUGGCACCAGAGGGCCUGCAGGGAAGGAAGUAGCACUUUCAUGCCGAAUGAAAACCAAGCAGGUGACAGUGGUGGCUGAAAACGCUUAAAUCUGUCACGUCUGGAUUUACUGGGUCAGGCGCACAGAGGAACGGCGGCUGCGGGGGUGCAAGAAGGGACACUGGACAAGAGAACCCAAAUAAGUAGAAUGAGGGCGACGGGCAAGUAAAUGGCCACUUCGACCUUGACGGAGCCGACGCCAGCCUCCUGACCCUGCUGGACCAGCAGGAGUUGCUCUGUGGACAGAUUGCCGGCGUGGUGCGCUGUGUUUCCGACAUCUCUGGCUCGGCUCCUACCCUCAUUCGUCUGCGGAAACUGAAGUUCGCCGUAGAGGUUGACGGGGAGCACCUUUGGAGCCGCUGAUCCAGCUCGGGGCACGAGAACGCCGGUGAGGAAGCAGUCGGAGUCCUGUCUGCCAUUUAUUACAGAACCCUGUGAAACACCUGGUGUGCGAAUAACAGUCCUAAUGGUAUAAGGGUCAGAAAAGAGGCGUGCGUUGGUCAGCGUGAUCUGAAUGGGCACCAUGCAGGUGCUGGGGUCUGUGGUGGGCACGGAAGGGAUGGGUGAGCUCUGGACGAACAGAAGGAAGGAAGACAUUCCAGGUUGGGCAACUCGAGUAGAUAUGAAGAUCACUUAUUCUCUUGGAGACCAGCUAGGACGCUGUAGGCACGGUGUCUACCCAUCCAUCCCAGUGAGUCAGUGAAUCCUAGCCCUGGCUAGAAUUCUAGACUCUAGGUUUGGACCCAGAGCCAAGAAGAGGCCUGUCGUCUGGUUUCCCUCUUCCCAGGUGCUGGGCUGUGCUGCAGAGCUCCCCGACAUUAGCUGCAGACACUUUCUGGACCAGCUGAUUGGAGUCUUUCAUUUUUACAAUGGGCCUGUGUCGCUGGCUUACCAGAGCUGUUCUCGGGAGCACCUGCACGCCAUGUGGGACAGCUUCAUCGCUCAGAUCCUGAAGAACACCAGCGACCUGCACAAGAUCUUCAAUUCCCUCUGGAACCUGGACCGCACUAAGGUGGAGCCCCUGCUGUUGCUGAAGGCAGCCCUCAUUCUGCAGACCUGCCAGCGCUCGCCUCAUGUUCUGGCCGGCUGUAUCCUCUACAAGGGACUGAUCGUUAGCACCCAGCUCCUGCCCUCCCUCACGGCCAAGGUGCUGAUCCGUCCAGCUGCACCUCAGGACCAGAGACCACCUGCAGGAGGGGGUGCCUUGCAGGAACGAGGAGCGGCGCUCCCCCCAAACAUCCAGCUCAGGCCUGUGUUCCUGACUGAAGAGGAAGCCGCCAGUCUCCACGAGUUCCCAACGGAGCAGGCCGUGAGCUCUGCUGCCCCACUGGCCGGACCCCAGGAAUGCUCAGGCCAGCGCCCUCCACGCCAUUGGAGCACAUCUGCCGUCACAGAAAACGCCACCGGCUGCCUGGAGUCUGCAGCCUGGACGUUGGCAACCACGCCUGAGCCUUCGGGUCCUGACGCAGCCGGAGCAGAUGGCAAGGGGGAGAAGGAGUGCUUGCCUGUCCGUGCCCUGGGGCAUGUCAAGCCUGUGAGACAGCACAGCCCAGCCCUGGACAGGGGUCCUGGUGUCUGCCACUCCCCAGCCAGGGAACCUCGUCCACCCUAUUGGGAGGAGGAAACGGACUUGUCUGAAAUCCACAUUCCAGAAGCUCAGGAUGCAGGGUGGUGCCCGGGUUCCUUCACCCGCCCGAGCACAUGUGCCCCAGAUGGUGGCAGUCCUUGCCCGGAGGACGGUGUCAGUGGCUCCUGCCGCCUGGAGCCCAAGCCACCUGGUGCCCUGCCCGCGGGCACCGGCCUCGGCAGCCUCCCCUCUCUGUCCACUCUGGAGACGCUCCCUGGGAAUGGAGACCUGGAGCGGCACAGUCGCCCUCCGGGGCACAGCAACCCAGCCCCCACGCCCUGGGAAGACCGCCUCCCCAGAAGGACGAGCAGGUUGCAGUCUUGGCCUCGAGUAGACUCGAGGUGUAGCGGAGCCACGCUGCCCGGGGGCGAACAGGGCGUGGAGCAGCACGCUGGGGUUCAUCACAGCCGCUCAGCACCCGCCAGCUCGGACUCAGCAGGGUCUCAGGACGACAGCAUCUCUGCAGACAGAGGUGGCCCAAGGCCAGCCCCGAUAUCCCGCGAGGGGCUUGUGCCCAUGACCCUCUACACCCACAGUGUCAACGGGCUGGUGCUGUCCCUGCUGGCUGAAGAGGAGCUGUUGGGUGAUGACACAGCCAUCCAGGAGGUGCACCACAGCAGCCUGGCGUCCCUGAACGGGCUGGAGGUCCACCUGAAGGAGACGCUGCCCAAAGACGCCGCCGCCCUCCCCAGCCGGACGUACAACUUCACGCACUAUGACCGCGUCCAGCACGUGCUGACCAUGAACUUGCCACAGGUGGCUGCCGCCCAGGACCGCCGCUUCCUCCGGGCGGUCGGCCUCAUGCACUCGGACUUUGCCCGGCUGCCCGCGCUCUAUGAGAUGACCGUCAGAAACGCCUCCACAGCUGUGUAUGCCUGCUGCAGCCCUGUCCAGGAAACCUAUUUCCAGCAGCUGGCGGCGGCGGCGCGGAGCUCCGGCUUCCCGAGUCCGCAGGACGGCGCCUUCAGCCUCCCGGGCAAAGCCAAGCAGAAGCUGCUGAAGCAUGGGGUGAACCUGCUUUGAACCUGGCUGCAACGGGAAGUUCAUUACCCCAGGAGAGCAUGAGCAAGUCAAAAGGCAGCAAAGGAAGCUCUGCCUUCUUAAAAGUGUUGUAGUUUUCUUGGCAUAGUCCCCUUGAUAGGAACAUAAUGAUAUAUGAGUGUGUGUCACUUCUUUUGUGGAUUGGGGCCGGCUCAGACUGCGUGUCAGAGGGCUUGAUUACACCUGCAGGUUGGAGCCAGACCGGGUGCCUUGGCUCCUCCUACCAAAGAGGGGCAGGGCCAGGUUGUUGCCCUGCCUCAUGGAGUAUGAGGCACCCAGCAUUUCUCGCUGCUAUCCCAUCAGGGCCUAACCAGUACCACGAACAUUUUCUCUAGAACUCUAUUGUCCUGAGUGCAGGGGGCAGUGUGAGGCAGGGGUGCCAGGGGUGGGAUUUGUCAGCAAGCUGACCUGAAGCCCCACACCUCAGGUAGGUGUCCCGAGAGGUCAGGACACUAAGCGCAGGGAGGCAGGCAGGAUGCCGACGCCACCUUGUUUGCAUCCUUCUAGAACUAUAUUCAGAGCCAGGACUUCUGUUCUGUUCUUUGGAAUGCCCACAGUGGGGGCAAAUCACGAUAACGUAGAAGGGAGCCCAGGCUCUGAGGUAACUGUGAGCCCCAGGGUGUGAGACCUGGGGACCGGGUGACAGCAUGCCGGGCUGUGCACUUCUCAGGUGAUGGUCCUCAAACAGGGGUUCCCAAAACGGGGCAGAAGCAAAGCUGUGCUUCCCAGCGGUGGCCGUGUGCCUGGGCCCGUGUUCCAGGCAGGAGGUUUACGAUAAUGUGGUGCAGAUCCCAGGAGGAUGUAUCUCCCAGGGUCUGAACUGUCGUACCUGUGAUUUCCAUGCGGAAACUGUAGUGUUAAUAGUUUCGUGUUGGUAAACAAGUGCCUAAUGUUUGUGACGGUGUCUUUUUCAUGAAAUGAGUUGCUGAGGGCUACAAAUAAAACAGCCAGAAAUGCCAUUGA